AUUUGGCUCAGGUUUUAUUCGAGCCAUAUAAGUCACAUUUUGUUUCAUCGCGCGGUCAUCGUGGGAACUUCGCAUUCUUUGCUGAUCUCACUCUGCCUCCUUCGAUAAUCGCUAUGGCGAAGCAGAAUGAAAUAAACACCAUCUGCGAAUGUCGAUACGCUCUUGAAGAAGAGACGAAAGACAGCUUCAAUAACAUCCCAAAUAUUCACGAGAUCGAUGAGGCAGAGAGCGAGACUGAAGAAAUGACGGCUUUAGACCAGCUAGAUCUUUUUGGUUCGGAUGAAGAAGGUGAUGAAGUUGUGCAGAAGACUAAGGACACGUCAGACGAUGAAUCCGUGUAUAUAGGCGAGUCUUUCUGCUCUGACGAAUCCUGCGAUGAAUCCGAAGUUACAAAUGUCACGUCAGGAUCGCUGAAUACUUCGUCUCUGAUCCAUAUCACUGAUCUCCCCCUCAGCCAGAGUUCAAAGGAACAGGAAAUUAGAAUUAGUGAGAGUUGGAAAGACAAUUGCCAGGAUGAGUCUUAUUUGUCCAGUGAUGAACUGCCUCGCGCCACCACAGCAGAUAGAGAUAGAUUUACCAAGUCAAGGAAGUGCAAACGGUGGAAUAUGAGCUUCACCGACGAGGAAAUGCGUAAGAUCGAGCGGGAGAACGAGCUACUGCUGAGGAAGAUUAUGGCACAACAAAAACCUCGGCACAAAAUUCUUGGCGAGGAUACCGUUCAAUCUAGGACUAGUAGUUCCGCGAUAAAUAGGAAGAAGUUGCAAAAGAAGAUAGAAAAUGAUAACAUGCUACUCCUCAGAAGAAUACAACAGGCGAAAUCUUGCGUUUUCACAAAUACAUCGAAAAUGGGUUGUAGAUUGACCUUUUUGUAGAAUUUUUAUAAUGUUGAAAAGAAUUUUGUUUCAUCUCGUUAUGAAACAAAAUCAACCACAUCAGCGGAGUAAGAUAAUCAACUGCUACUGUAAAGAAAAAACAUUGGGAUAUAAAUCAAGAAAUUAGGCCUUAUCAUUUUUUAGUAUGACUCCUAAGUAGUCGCCGCAGCUCUAUUAUGUCAUGCUGUCAUAAGCGAGAAAUGACACGUUGAAAUUUCUUACAUACCAUUUAUAAAUAAAAAGCUUGAGUGAAACAAGAUAAUGAGAUAAUUGCUUUAAAACAUUUAUAAAAAUAAGCCAAAAUUAUGCUUUUCUCUCAUAGUAAAUAGAUAUAAAAGGCAAAAAAAUACGCGUAAGAUUUUAAGCCUAUUUUCACUUUAUGAUUCGGGGGAAAGGCAGGAGGGAUAGUUAUGCAAGAAACUUCCACGUCUCAUUUCUUACGACCUCACAAUUCAAUAUUAUCACGGUGACUAAUUGGGAGCUUUAAAUGUUUUAUUAUUUAUGUAAAUGUCAGUUUUGAAACAACUUACGAUGGAUUUCGACUUAAUAAAGAAAAAUCCUCUGUAAAGUUCGUACUUUCUCGAAUACAAAACAUUAUGCUUUUUUGUGACUUCUUUAUUAAAACACAACGAUUACCAGUCUUGAAGAAUAGGUACACAUUUCUUUAACUUCACAUUUUGUGUAUACGGCGCAAUCUUGUAAACUUGUCUCUUGAAAAUUUGCUUGAAGCUAUCUCUACAAGACUAUAAAAAAUCACAGUUCUCACUCAUCUCAAAUAACUUAAUUAUCACUCAUGGUUAAUAUAAAAAAUCGGGAACUCUUGAAUAUUGUGACAAUUCUCUUUUUCUUUCUUUUUUCCCUUGCACUAUAUCAUAGACAUAGUAUCCAUUACAUUCAUAUACGAGCAAUAUCGUAAGAGAAAAGGGUGUAUUAUGUGUCAAGGAGCAAAUUAUAAAUUUCUGUAGAAGUAAUGUAUAAUGAUAUAGUUUCCUUUAAAUUAAUGUGUGCUGCGAUUAUAAUAUGAAACUGUAUUUCUUUUUUUGUAACUGUAUUUGACUUUUUCUUAUCGAUCUUGUAAUUCCAUAUCCGUCUAUAAAAUUCCGUAUCUGUUUCCAUUUCAAUG
Atta colombica is the source of this 1995-nucleotide messenger RNA. RefSeq names its product cilia- and flagella-associated protein 97-like. The transcript is spliced from 2 exons. Bases 114 to 872 code for a protein of 252 amino acids. The record is from RefSeq and is a predicted model, not a curated record. Lineage: Eukaryota; Metazoa; Arthropoda; Insecta; Hymenoptera; Formicidae. Gene Ontology annotation, biological process: spermatogenesis.